UAUCCUCUCCACAUUGCAGCUGAGCUGAGAACAGUUUGAGCGAUGCAUCCUCAAGGUUACGCGACUGACGCCGUGCAGUUGCAGGGCAUGGGUUAUGGCGGACUCCCUGGUCAGCCUGGGGUGGUCCAGCACACUGCUGUGAACAUCACAAGAGGGCAACCAGUCAUCACAGAGCCCCCCAAAGACCAUAUCAUCUGGUCGCUGCUCUGCUUUCUCUACUCAAAUCCUUUUUGCCUUGGACUUGCAGCUCUCAUUUAUUCCAUCAAGGCCAGAGACAGGAAGGUGGCUGGAGAUGUGGACGGUGCACGGCAUUAUGGCUCCACUGCUCGCAGUCUCAACAUUGCAGCCACAAUCAUAGCUGCCAUUGGGUUCCUCAUUUUCAUUAUUACAAUCAGUGUAAUUACGGCUCAAGCAGCUUCCCAUUACAGUUACAACUAUCGAUAUUAAUCACAUUUAAGCAUUUCCUCCUGUUGUGAUUAGGUCCCAUUUGUGUUUUUCUGCUUAAAAUAAAUUUUGCAACCUUCUACAACUUUUAAUAGCAUGAUCUGAGGGGAAAAAAGCCAUUUUACAAAAGUCUUAAAUGGAAGUCUUCCCUAUUUCUUUACUGAAAAGUUGUAUUUUGAGACUUUGUUACUUGAUGCAGAAAUCCUGUCAGCAAAUAAUUAAGAAUUAAAAAGCCUCACAUUUCAA
This is a messenger RNA of Neolamprologus brichardi, 690 nucleotides long. Lineage: Eukaryota; Metazoa; Chordata; Actinopteri; Cichliformes; Cichlidae. The record is from RefSeq and is a predicted model, not a curated record.